Molecule: messenger RNA, 3269 nt
Organism: Aspergillus versicolor CBS 583.65
Lineage: Eukaryota; Fungi; Ascomycota; Eurotiomycetes; Eurotiales; Aspergillaceae
Exons: 3
Coding region: 22-3165 (1047 amino acids)
Biological process (GO): DNA-templated transcription; regulation of DNA-templated transcription
Molecular function (GO): DNA-binding transcription factor activity, RNA polymerase II-specific; zinc ion binding; DNA binding
Source: RefSeq, a predicted model, not a curated record
AUCCCUCCCGAUCAACAUCAAAUGAUUGCGUGCGACUAUCCCGGCUGCACGGCUCAAUACCGGCGCAAGGAGCACUUGACCCGUCACGCCCGGAAACACUACCCCGCUGCCCAGAGAUUGACCUGCGACAUCUGCCACAAGAACUUUGACAGGACGGAUUCUCUACGGCGACACCACCAGGUGCAUCUGCGAGAGCAGGGCGAGAGUAUAGCACCGCGCGCAUCAAAGGCCUGUGAUAGGUGCCACAGUAGCAAAACGAGAUGUAAUGGCCAGGAACCGUGCAAUGUGUGUUCCCGGCGGGGGCUGUACUGCACAUUCAACCGACUAUCGAAGAGGGCACUGGCUGGUGACGACAACUAUGAAUAUCACACAGACAACAUUUCCAAUAAUAUCCAAGAUACAGAAAUGCAGAACAACAAUGCAUACGAUGGCUUACCAACGGACCCUUCCCUCAGCGCUGCACCAAAUCAUCCGACCUCAUUCUCCAGCAGCGAGAUCCAAGAUCUCCUGCGACAGCACGAAGACCGCCUCCGUGCACAAGGACUCUUAGUUAACCGGGAUGCCGAGCCGGGGUGUGGAGAGUCCCAAGAGCCAGACAAUGCGGAGCUGGACUUUGACCACUACGUGGAUGUGUACUUUGGCCACUUCCACCACCACUGGCCUAUUGUGCAUGCAGGGUCGUUCCGACGGAGCAAGGAGCCGCAGAUCCUUCUUCUAGCAGUUGUGAUGAUUGGGCUUUGGGUUACCGGCGAGACGGGCUCGCAGACUAGGGCUGUAGCAAUGCAUGAGAAAUUGCUAACUCUGCUAGAAAGUCGAACGGAUAACUGGAAACUGAACAUCGAAUUCAAGGACAAAAUGUGGCCCAUGACAACACACCAAGCGGUAAUUCUGAACAUCAUCUUCGCGAUAAUGCGAGACGCGCGUGAUGAUAUACUCCAGCGGUGUCGCAUUAUGCUCCAUGCUGUAACAGCAACCUGCAUAACAGGCGGCUUAUUCUCGUACCAGAACAUGCGGGCCCAGGUCAGCCCAACCGACUCUGUUCUAUUUGGGUGGACAUAUAUCGAGGAGCUCAAGCGCCUUGCACUGGCUAUCUUCAAACUAAACCUCCAUUUCGACACCGGGAUGCUGAGUUUAUCCGACUUGACUUUUCCGCUGCCCGAUAGCGGGUAUCUGUUUGACGCACCGGGAAGUAAUGAAUUCUAUCGCCGGUAUAAUGUCCAGGUUGAAUGUGGGACUUGCCCUGGGAGUAAGCCGCCGAUUCGCGAAUUGGUAAAGGCUGUGCAGGAGGGUAGGAAGGGGGGAGGUUUACUAUUUCAUGUUGAUCCAUGGCUUUCGUUUGUGGUAUCACAAUAUGCACUGGAGAGGGUAUUGAGAUACCUAACAGAGCAGAUGUGCAUAGGACAUGGACGAUGCAGUCACCACCAGAAUGGGACUUGGUUCCUUGAGAUGGAUACGUGGGGCCAGCUGGGGGUGCUACGACACCUAUUGUGCCAGCGCGACCCAGACUUGCCAUUCACAGAGCAGAUAUUAGACGACAUCGACACGGUCCUGACUCAAAAGCACAGCCAUACAUUGAUAACACCAUCCGCAUCAAUUACGCCGAGAAUCACUCUUACCCAUGGUGAACAGGCGACAAGAAUCUCGCUGUGGAAAGGCGACAUCACUACUCUAGGAGAUACUACGGCCAUUGUAAACGCAGCCAAUUCUGCCCUGCUGGGCUGCUUCCGUCCAUCCCACCGGUGUAUUGACAACGUUAUCCAUUCCGCGGCUGGUCCUCGUCUCCGUCAAGCAUGCUAUGGCCUGAUGCGAGAACAAGGCCAUGAAGAACUCGUCGGACGGGCAAAAGUGACGCCAGGGUUCAAUCUGCCAGCAUCUUAUGUCAUUCAUACUGUCGGACCGCAGCUCAACGGUGAUCGAACGCCCAGCCCCAGCCAGAGAAAGCAGCUGAGCGAGUGUUAUGUUUCGUGCCUUGAGGCAGCAGAGUCGCUACCGGCACUGCCAGAUGCACGCAAGGUUAUUGUGUUUUGCUGUAUUUCGACGGGACUAUUUGCCUUCCCGUCAGAUAUCGCGGCAGACAUCGCCAUAGAAACAGUACAUGACUGGUGCCUGAAGAACCCUGGAACAACCCUGACUGAUAUCAUUUUUGACACCUUCCUUCAGCGGGACUGGGAAUUAUACAAUGCUAAGAUUUCAAAAAUAACCACUGGUAUCGAUAGAGAUGCCCGAAUAACGACGGCUGCACAACCCCCAAGCACGGCUAUAUCUUCUGCAGUUCAACAGGCCCAGUCCUGGCUCCACGAUGCAGACUACCUCAUAAUCAGCGCCGGUGCUGGCCUUUCAGCAGCAACCGGACUAGAGUACACCUCUACAGACCUGUUCGCAAAAUACUUCCCAGCUUUCCUCCCCCUCGGUCUCAGAAAGCUCUACGACGUCUUCGGAUUCAGCCAGUGGAAAUCUCCAGCCCAGAAAUGGGGCUACUACUUCCACCACCUCGACAUGGUCCGCAAAUGGCCUGCAUCUCCUCUAUACAAGAAAUUAUUAAAAAUAGCCAACCGCUUCGGCAGUCGCUGCUUCAUCCGCACUUCAAACGCAGAUGGUCUCUUCGUGGCAAACGGGUUCCACCCAUCGCGCAUCUCAACUCCACAGGGGCAAUACGCCUAUCUGCAAUGUUUCGCGAAAUGUCGUCGUGAGGCUGUAUUCCCCUCUGCGCCGUUUCUUAAUGCCGCGCUUCCGUUUCUGCACCCGGAGACGCAGAUACUUACAGACGAGUCCAAGAUCCCAUCCUGCAAGUACUGUGGUGGUGAGCUGACGCUCUGCGUUCGGGGUGGGGACUACUUCAAUCAGGCCCCAUUUGUGUCUCAGGAGCGUGAAUAUGCACGGUUCCUGCGGCGGGUAUCUACAGAUAUAGAAAGGGGUGUCACUGCAGAGGGAGCAGCGACGACAAGGGCUGUUGUCUUGGAGCUAGGCGUCGGUUUGAACACGCCCUCUGUACUACGGUGGGCGAAUGAGGAGUUAGUCGAAGAAUCACCGAAAGGUGGGAUUCGAUUGAUUAGAGCGGGACUUGAAGCCGCUGGAUGUGCGCCUUGGGAGCUUGAGGAAGAGGGCCUAGCUGUUGGGAUAACAGGGGAUUUGAAUAGUGUUGUUGAUAUGCUGGCUAUUGAGUAGAUGGUAUAAAUUAACGCCUGCUGGUUUGAAAGAUAUUCCCAUUCAAUUAACAGCAGAGAAAGAGGCGAUGUCUUAGCUUAGUAGUCCGCAUUCCAUAGAGGCUU